Messenger RNA from Lampris incognitus (smalleye Pacific opah), 3031 nucleotides. It is a transcript of the gene ttc14, whose product is annotated as tetratricopeptide repeat domain 14. The record is from RefSeq and is a predicted model, not a curated record. The coding region runs from base 532 to 2925 and encodes 797 amino acids. Gene Ontology annotation, molecular function: nucleic acid binding; protein binding. The transcript has 13 exons. Lineage: Eukaryota; Metazoa; Chordata; Actinopteri; Lampriformes; Lampridae.
UUGAUGGUGGUGUUGUUUGUCGUUAGCGUGCCAAGGAGCAGAUGGCUGGUUUUUAAAUGACCACACCACUGUGAGUUAUAUAGAGCGAGUCCGCUUAAACAGCGACGCAGCCCUUCACAUUGUGGCUGUUUACGCAGCAUUAGCAUACGUGACGUACGCCUUGCUAGCUAACGCCGCGUCCGUAGCAAGGUUUUACGUAGCACAUGUCCACCGAUGGUAGCCACUCGGCUAACGUAGGUGGCUGCUGAGCUAACGUCAUUAUUAGCUUAACUAAGCUCUGUCCCUAGACCCAUCCCUUUAUUCUCUCUUUUCUCUUGCAACAUCUUCUGUGUAGUCAAAGUCUAACCUGGUUAACGCGAUAGUUAUUAAAGGGAUAGCGUAGUUGCAUGGGUCAGCUUUCUCGGCAAUGCCUUUUUAAACGCUGAUGGCUGCCCAGCUAUUUUGGCUUUAAACUAUGCAAGACCCGUCGAGCUGUAUUAAUCCCGAUUUGUCUUUAACGUAGCGUAAUAUGACAGCAAUGGAGAGUACAGAAUGGACAGAGAAUUACUGAGACAGUGUCUGACCUAUCAUGGAGAAUCCCUGUUCAACACCUUGAAAUGUGAGCAGAUUGAAAACCCAGACUUUCAAGCUGUAGUCGCUGACCUGACCAAGGCCACGUGUGAAAGGGGGGAUGGUGGGAGGGACAGUCACAGCCCCCUUGUGGAACAGUUCAUUGCCAGGAAAGCGGAUAUCUUGUUCUCUCCCACAUGGAAGACAGCCAUUCCAUGGGAAGAGGUGCUAGAGGAAGAGGAGGCUGCAGAGCCCUAUGCCAUCAUGCCACCGGUGGAGCUAUUCAUGGAGGUCUCCAAUGAAGAGAGGAGGGCCAUGCUGUACAGGGAUCUAGAGAGAGGGGACGCCGUGUUGGGCAGAAUCAACAACAUUAGAGAGUACGGCUUCUUCCUCACUCUGCUCUGCAUAGCAGGAGGACUCGAAAGAGACAUAGAGGACCUCGAAAUUUCAGCUCUAUGUCAUAUAAGAGAGAUCCCUUCCACUGGCAGCCACGAUGACCCUCUGUCCUACUACCAGAUAGGGGACUUCAUCAGAGGUGGAGUGAAAGAUAUUGAUCGCUUCCAGGAGAAGAUCAUGGUAUCCCUCCACCCCUCCUCUCUCUCCCCCAGUCUACAGCACGUUAAGCUGGGUGUCAUUGCCAGGGAGGAGCUGCCCAUACACUACAGCCGUGCCUUGUAUGCCUCCAAGGACACCAGCGAAACGUACGAGCAUCUUCUGGGAAGUUGCCAUGGUUACCAGAACCCCUCUGUCGUGGACUACCUGCUGAGGAAGGUGGGGGUUAGCGACUCCCAACCGCCAUCACUAAUGAGAGGACUGCAGAGUAAGCAUUUUCUGGAGGAAGACUUUGCCUCAACAAUUAGGAAGAAGCAGUCUGCAUCCUGGGCUCUGAAGUGCGUGCGUGCUGGGGUGGAACACUUCAAGCACGGUCGCCCUGUGGAAGCGAUGAAUGAGUACAAUAAAGCCUUGGAGAUCGACACUAAUAAUGUGGAGGCUCUGGUGGCGCGCGGAGCACUGUACGCAAACAAAGGCAGCAUAAUGAAGGCUAUAUCAGACUUCGAGUUGGGGCUGGAGAGCUGUCCGGACCACCGCAACGCCAAGAAGUACCUCUGCCAGACGCUGGUGGAGAGAGGAAAGCAGCUUGAGGAACAGGAGAAACUAGUAACAGCAGAGGGCUUGUACCGGAGAGCCCUGUCUCUAGAUGACUCAUACCCCGAGGCCCAGGAAGCCCUGCGCAAAAUCACAGACACAAUACAGAAAUCGAUUCGCCUGCGAGAGGAGGCCCUGGCAAAGGAAGAAGAGAAAGCUAAGACCAGCCAGACGAGUGCUGAGAAAUUGCGUAAGAUUUUAAAAGAAGAAAAGAGGAUGAAAAGGAAACGGAAAAAAUCAACCACGUCCUCCUCUUCGUCUUCCUCCAGACGGUCCUCCUCUUCCUCCUCGUCCUCCUCUUCUUCCUCCUCCUCCUCAGGCAGGAGGUCCAAAAAGAGGAAGAAGAAGAAGCGAAGCAGGUCGGAAAAGAAGAGCAGCCGCCGUCGCAGGGUCUCCUCUGGGGACAACCGGAAGAGUAAGGGCGAGGGGAGGAGAGGGCGAGAGGGUAAAGGGAGAGAGGAUGUGAAAGAGGAGGAGGAGGAGUGGUACCCUGCUCCCCCAAACACCUCCGCCACCUUUCUCAACCAGAGCGGAGGUCCAUGGUUGGGGGAGAAAGAUGAGGAGAGGGAGGUGGAAGACAAGAGGAUCUGUCAGCUCUACUCGCUGUCGGCAGCCUCGGAGGAUGAGUCCUUUGACACCUCCCCCCGCACGGACAGCAGCAAAAAGAGCAGCAGGGGGAGGCGGAGGAGUAAAUGCAGUCGGAGUAGGAGCACAGACAGGGGGGAGAGGAGAGAGUUGAACGGGCGGGAGAGGAGGGACAGCGGCGCUUCCAGGAGGAGCAGUUUAGAUGACAGGGGGAAACGAAAGCUGUCCUCCUCAUCAGCGGAGGCUGAGGACUUGCGCAAGCCUCGCCUCCUGACAGAGUAUUCCAGGAAGUUGCCGCGGAAAGCCGACUUUGAUGGGCGCGCCAGUUCCGCCUCCAAACAGUCCGACGGCAGGGCGAGGAACGACUUCUCGCAUAGGAGGAGCUCCCUAGACAGCGGUCGGUAUGGGAGGGGGGAGGCAGAGGAGAGGAAGAGGGACAGGGUGAAGGAAGGGAGCAGAGAUAAUUGCAGGUCAGCGGGAGGCGACAAAACACGAUUGACAGCUGCCGGGACCAGCAACGGGCAGGGUGGUGCGACCGCAGCACCAGGGGGAGGGCCUAAGAAAGCUGUCCCUGCUAACUUAAUGGAUAUCUUCAGUCAGAUUGCCCAGUUCGAGAAGGAGAAAGAAGUCAGGCCAAAGAAGUAACCAAAACCCUUUUUUUCUUUUCUUUUUGCCAUAACCGUGUUAGAUUUAAGGUUAGCAUCUCCAUUUGCUAAUGAUAUGCGCCAUGACAAGACUCUGAUUUGUUCAC